CUGUCAUAAGUCAUAACAUAAAAAUGUACACACACCAUCUACGUGGCUAAUUCUUACAUGUUCGCAGGAGAACUUUUAUGAAGUUCUGCUUUUGUCAUUAUUUUUUUCUGGAUAUCUUUUUAAGAGAAGAGUCACCAUGAGAAAACUGAAAGGUGCAGUUAAAGAGACGGCUAAACAAAAACGUGAGAGGAAGCAAGAAUUCGCUAAAACAAGACAACAAUUGCAUACAGUUGUUUUGCCCACAUUUGCAGUGAUCUUCAUUUUAAUCUGUAUAUAUGUUUACUUCAAGACCAGGCCUGCUUCCAUGCAAUAUGCUUAAUAAGAAUAAGAUGCAAUUUCUACUAUAUCCUGACAAUUUACGUUGUGUACCCAUUUGUCCUCACACCACAUCACCGCCGCCAAACAUGAGGCAGGGACAGAUGGGAAUGAGUUAUAUGAAUGCACCUAUUCCCAUAUGUGGUCGGCAGGGACAAAUGGGAAUACACCCAAUCCCAUAAUUAUUGUGUAUGUAAUAUAUAAGCACAUUGAAAACAUGCUUGGGCAUGGACCGGUCGAACCAUGCCGUAGCAUAUUAUAACUAUCACAUGCAUGAUGAUGACAACUGCAUUUAUGUAAAAUAGAUAUUGGUAAUUAUAAACCCUCUGUCACAUUCCGCCUAGUACCUACUUAUGUGUAAUAGAUGUUACUUUAACAUAAUUUGUAAUUAUUAUAUGCCUGCGAAAGUUAACACUGACUACCGAGAACCCGCCUGGUAGGUACUCGUAAUAUUUGCUCAGAUGCCGGACAACCUGCCCAGCGGGUUCUUUUGUACGCAGAUAUAGACGACCGGUUUCUGGGGUAGUGCGCCGUUUUUUGCCCGGUUACGAAAGUGUUAAAACAAAUGCCUACUGUGUCUGUAUAGCCCAAAACUAUGUUGGGAUGAAUUUUAGGCAAUAUGUAUAAGCAACAUCUGGAAGUUAAGCUCCACUAUCCUAACUUUUGGGAAGAGGAAUGUCUACUUUUGUUUUUUUUUUUGUCUGUCCCUAAUAAAUGCCACAGGGCACAAAUAUUUAUCAUUAGCAUUCAUGUCGGGAUUUAGUAAGGAAAUACAAAGUAGAGUUUUAUUUGGCAUCUGCCAGGUUGUGAGUUAAGCAAUCCAUAGUAUUUUAAUGAAGUAAAGUGAUUUAAUCUUAUUCCUUCCAUAUAUUAAACAUUCCAAUGAUUUUAAAUUAGAAUAUCAAAUAAAGCAAUGUUUUUGAUGUAAUGUAAAUGAAAAUAUAUUUUCUGAGAACCUA
Cydia fagiglandana is the source of this 1274-nucleotide messenger RNA. RefSeq names its product single-pass membrane and coiled-coil domain-containing protein 4. The record is from RefSeq and is a predicted model, not a curated record. Lineage: Eukaryota; Metazoa; Arthropoda; Insecta; Lepidoptera; Tortricidae. The coding region runs from base 137 to 319 and encodes 60 amino acids. The transcript has 2 exons.